AUGGGUCUCUUGCCCAGUAUUGCCCUUCCGUCAAAAGACACGAUCAAGAAAAGAUGCACGACUCUCGAAGCUUGGGCUCUACCCAAGCAGGAUUCAACGAUUGCACCCGACUAUGUCUGGACGAACAAAGAUAUGGAUCCCGUCCCGAUCGAGGAUCAGACAUGGAGCAUGUGGACUUGGGUGGCAUAUUGGGCAACUGACAUGAUCAAUCUGGGUACUUGGGAGACGGCCAGCUCAAUCAUACAAGUCGGUCUAACCUGGCGGGAUGCUAUCCCCAUCAUGGCUGUUGGUACUCUCUGUGUCGCUAUUCCUGUCGUCCUCAAUGGCGCAAUUGGUGCUCAUCUCCACGCACCUUUCAGUGUCAUCGUUCGCUCUGGCUUUGGCUACUACUUUGCCUACUUUGCUAUUGCAAGUAGAUGUAUCUUGGCCAUGUUCUGGCUGGGUAUACAGAGUGCCAAUGGUGCUUUGGCUAUGCAAGUCAUGCUGAUGGCGAUAUGCCCAUCUUUUGCGUCCUACGAUUGGAAUGGUCCUAAUAACACAUUGCCCAGAAGCGGCGGCAUAAGUACAGCAGGAAUGAUCGCCUACUUCCUCUUCUGGCUUAUCCAACUUCCCCUUCUCCUAAUCCCACCAACCCGCCUCCGCUACCUCUUUAUCAUAAAACUCAUCGCUGCACCCAUAACCGCCUUUGCAACUCUCGGUUACAUGAUCCACAAAGCCGGCGGUACUGGUGCAAUCUUCUCUCAGCCCGGUACCGCGACAGGAGAAACUAGAAUUUACCUCUGGCUAAGCUGUAUGUCCUCAGUCACAGGCGUAUGGGCAACUCUGGCCUGCAACAUCCCUGAUUUCUCGAGAUAUGCCAAGGGUAGGGCGGAUGGAAAGACAAACUAUGCGCAAUACAUUCAAUUGCCUGUGUUGCCUAUCAUUUUCACACUGUGUGGUGCUCUAGGCGUAAUCACAACCUCGGCAUCUAAAGUCGUCUACGGCGAGUUUUACUGGAACCCCUUGGAUAUCGUUGCGCAAUGGCUUAACAAUGGAUCUGCAGGCAGAGCAGCUGCUUUCUUUGCAGCAUUAAGUUGGUAUAUCGCGCAAGUGGGCACGAAUAUCACUGCCAACUCGAUUUCGGCCGCGAAUGAUAUGUGUGUCAUGGCACCGAGGUAUAUCAAUAUCAAAAGGGGGUGUGUUAUUGCUGCGGUGGUCUCUUGUUGGGUUAUGGUGCCUUGGAAGAUUCUUUCUGAUGCGGAGACCUUCUUGAGUUUUAUGUCGGGAUACUCGGUGUUUCUUGCUCCUAUGGCUGGCAUUAUAGCAGCUGAUUACUGGUUGAUCAAAAAACGACACAUCGAUGUGCCAGCCCUCUACGACCCGCAUGGUCGCUACAGAUACGUCUAUGGCGUCAAUUGGCAAGGUCUAGUUGCCUUUCUCAUUGCCGUCUGUCCCAAUCUACCUGGCCUGGCGGACUCAAUCAAUGGCAUCUCAAUCUCCGCUGGAGCUAAACAUCUAUACGCCUUCGAUUGGUUAUAUGGAUUCGUAUCCAGCGUUUUUGUAUACACCGUGUUGAGCAUGGUGUUUCCGACGAUGGAGGCGCUGAUUCCGAAGACCAUCUAUAGCUUGGAAGUUGUGGAGGGUAAAGAGACAAGCCCCGACAGGGAUAUCGAAAGCGAGAGCAGAGGCAUAUUCGAAGAGAAGAAAGGAUUUAGAGGGGAGGACACCGCGGAUGUCGGCAAGGCUCUGUAGACGCCAGACCAAAGAUAAUGCUCAUAGAUGAAUAUACU
Aureobasidium pullulans EXF-150 is the source of this 1769-nucleotide messenger RNA. Its product is annotated as uridine permease-like protein Fui1. Gene Ontology annotation, cellular component: plasma membrane. Lineage: Eukaryota; Fungi; Ascomycota; Dothideomycetes; Dothideales; Saccotheciaceae. The transcript has 4 exons. Bases 1 to 1731 code for a protein of 576 amino acids. Gene Ontology annotation, biological process: nucleobase transport; transmembrane transport. The record is from RefSeq and is a predicted model, not a curated record. Gene Ontology annotation, molecular function: nucleobase transmembrane transporter activity.